AUGUGCGCGCUUGGCGGGAACCCAGGGGAGCACUCAGCCUUUGAAGGCCUUUCGGGGGGCCCCCGUGUGGACUUUGCGAGGUCGAGCGCAACGGGCAGUGCAAAGGCUGUUGCAAUCUCGGAAUGUGGGGAGCUCCUAUUUGCUGGAGUUGCCAACACGAUUAGACUCUACCGAAUCAAUGUGACGGCUCCGCAGGAUCGGGGGCCCCCACGAGGCAGGCACGUACCUGCAGGGGCCCUUGGGGAGGCCCUUCUAUCUUGUCUGCACACAGAAGGAGAGUCCUUGUUCUCGGUACCAUUGGGGCCUGCUGAUGGGCAUCUAGCUCAGCAGGAAUCCCCCCUCGCCGCUGUCUUCUUCAGCCCGAGUGAGCACGUGCUCGGCCUCACAGAAAGCAGGGGGCUUCUCGCCGCAUAUGGCACUCGCCGACUUUCUGUCUACGCUAUUGAGGGAAAGGGGUCCACAUGGGGACUCGUGGAGGCCCCAGCGCAAGUGAAGGAACCCGUGCGACUGCAGCAGAUCUUACUCGUCAAAGACACGCGUCGAAUCCUAGCGGCGGAGUUUUUUUUCCUUGCAUCAGCUGUACAGACAGCUCCUUCGGCAGCAGAGACAGCGGCAGUAACGAGGGCAGAGGGUUCCGAGGUCUCCGCCGCACAGACAGCACCGAAAAUAGACGCAGGGUCACCUUGCUGCCGUCAGGCCUGUCUCCUUGUUGUUCUGUCUGACGGGUGCGUACGGCUGCUGCAUGUAGCUACAGGCGAGGUGCUGCUUGAGCGGCAGUGCAGCAGCAGCGCGCUGCAGCUGCAGGCCGCAGCCGUCACACCCGUCGUGGUGCAGCUGUCUGGUCAUAUUACAAGUGCCAGCUGCUGCACGUCUUGCACUUGUUGCAGCAAAGGCUUGCAGCAGCGCCUGCUGCUCCUCGUGGCGGGGGGGACAGCCUUCUCUGACUUGCUCUUGUGGCUACUGCCAAUCGACAUGGCCCCAACUUCAGAGCAACCUGCAACAGCGCAUGCAGCCUCAAACACGCCCCUUCAGCUGGUGCAGCGCCUAGAAGGACACAGAGGAGGCCUCUUUUCCCUCGCUUUCGCGGAGGGGGGCACUAUCCUGGCUUCCGCUUCCGAUGACAGGGAGAUACGACUGUGGGCUAGCAAACCGUGUACAGCCGCCUGUGAAGCAGCAGCUGCAGUGCCGUUUACGUACCACUGCAUCUCCGUGUUGCGCGGCCAUAGGUCUCGAAUCUGGAUGGUCGCCUUCCUAGACUUGCUUCCUGGCUUACGCUUUCCGCAGCUCCAGCCCCACGGCAGCUGCUCCUGCGGAGAGCUGCUGCUCCUGCAGUCCGCGACGUGCAGUCUGCUCCUCCUGUCUGCAGGGGAAGACUCGACCGUAAGAAUAUGGUCUCUUAGAGGCCCAUGCUUGUACACUCUAGAAGCCCACAAGGGCCGCGGUGUCCGCUCACUGGCCGUAUUAGGGAGCGCGUUGGGGGCUUCGCGUCUUGCGAAUCGGCUUGGCCCCUGGGGUCUCUUCGCAACCGGGGGAGAGGACGGGUGCAUCAAGGUGUGGCCAGUUGAAGCACUGCAUUCUCUGUGGGGAGCUCUUCAGCGACACGUACACUCCAGCAGCUUGGAGCUGCUAAGGAUGUUGCGGCGCCACCCGCUAGAUUCGCAGACUCUAUCGGGGCCUGGUGAAAACGGCACGCCAGGGGAUGGGCAGGAACACCACUUGACCUCGGCAGCGGCCGCAGGGGGCUUCGAAGGCUGCACCUGGAGCUGUAGAGUGACGCCAACAGCAGCGGUGCAGGCAGCGAGUAGGGCUGUCUCGGCAGAUUCAGGUGAAGAGACAGGCAAGCUUGUGGAGACGACAGGCCCUUGGGAGUUCAGCUGUACGUCCGCUGCCGUUGCCGCACCAGCAGGGCUAAACUCAACGCGCAACACCAGAACAAAUGAAACAGCAAGGGUUUUACCGCCAGAAGCUGGAUCAGGAGGCAGCCACCAUCAUUCGGCAGCAAUCAAAGCUUCACUUUGCGGGGGACUGUGUGGCUGGUUAGGAGGCAGUGACAAGGAUUUUGUCAGAGAAAUCUUCUUCUGCUGGGGAGAGGAGACUGCAACAGACACGCUUAUUCUGUCUACAAACUACGGACACGUUUACCUAGUGUGGCAGUGUGCAGCGACCUCAGGAGAAGCAGAGGUGGCCGCGGAAGCAGAAGCAUCGACAGCAGCAGGAGGCGUUUCAAUGGUGCCAUUGGAUGCAGCAUUCACAACGGCAGGAGUGAGACAGGGCACUCAAGCAGUUGCAAGAGCUGCAGGAGCGGCAGCACGUACGUCGGGAGGGGGAGGAUCAUUUUGUUGGCUGUUGCUGUGCUGCGUACCGUCACCGGUGACUGCAACAGGUGUCUCCGACGAGUGUCUCUGCCUCGGGGGAGCCGACGGCUUCUUGCGGCUCUGUCACCUCCGGCCUCUCCGCCUUUCGAUUGCCCGUAUGCGGCAGCAUUGCCAGCAGCGGCAGUGCUGUGACGAUUCGCAAGUGAGGCCUGCCGCAGCUGGAGCCUUGACGGCAACAGAGGCCUUCAGCGAUGCUCGCGUUUCCUCUGCCUUUGUGUUCUCCUUGGGAACCCUACAGAACCCGUCCUCUUUGGUUGCUGGGGUCUCUAGCAACACUGGAAAUGGGAAUACACUGCUGCUGCCGCUGGCGCGGUGUAGCAAGAGCAGCAGCAGCGUCUGGGCAGAAAUGCGGCAAGCAAGGACAACACCAGUCCGCCCGCCCCACACAGGGGAAGACUGCCUUGGGGGCUUUGCUAUUGCUGGCGACCAUACGGGUACCUUCCAACAGGCCCUCUCGGGAACGGCGGGUAGAACCCCCGUGCCGCGCGUCACAAACCGCUUUAUGUGCUGUAUCGCUUUGGCAUCCUUGGCAUCAGCGAGAACCUUCGAGGGCCAUCAGAUACUGUCAACGGUCUUCCUAGUCGGUGAUGAGCACGGCACCUUGCACGUCCUGCUGCUGCAGGUUCCAGCUGUACGAGGGGGAGGCGCGGCAGAAGACAGAGGGCUCCCGCUCCAAAGGCAGCAGCAAGAGGCGCUUGAGUGGGAUUGGCCGUCUUCGCGUGUUUUGGCACAGCAACCCUUAGCGGAGUUGCACCCCAGGCGACACGUUGCGUUGCUCACCUGCAGUAACGGCUUUGUUUUCUGCUGUGGCGGGGACGGGAGAAUCCUUAUUCUUCGCGUGUCCAUCGGCAGCUCGAGGUCCAGCAUCAGCAGCGUACCAGAUCUCUGGGUGCCUCAGCAGGUUGUUGUCGAGCAGCUACAGGCUGUGAAGGUCUCUCAGAUACGAACGUUCGUGUGUCUCCUGCCACAAGACGGCCCCUCUGCGUGUGUGGCUCCUUGGUGGGGUGCUUACGCCGCCACAUGCGCGGCACCAACGUCCGCAGUGCUGCUGCCGCCUCAGCAGCAACAGCAGGAUGGAUUUGCGCUGCUGAAGCAGCAUGUCGCAGUGGGCGUUAGGGGAGGCGACCUUGUGGGGUUUUCUUUUACGCAGGAGGCGCCGCUGCUGCAGCUGCCAUGCGGAGACAGCAAGCGCUCCUUCGCUGUGGGAAGGGGACGGCUAGGAGGCCUCCGCCUGGCCUUCUCGAAGGGAGAGUGCGUGCACAUCUACAGCAGCAGCAGCAGCAGCAGCAGCACUAGCAGCCAGAGCAACAGAAACGAGGGAAUAAACGCCCAGGAGGCGGAGGAGAAGGAAGAGGCGGGACUGUUGCUGCACAGGCCGCAAGCGCGCUGCUGUGUCUCCUAUAAUUCGCACAACCCAGGGGGGGACAUCCACGCCAUUUCUUUCCUGUCUCCUUCGGUCAUGUGCGCUGCUGCAGAGGACAACACUCUCAGCCUGAUAGCAUGCGAAGCGCCCCCCGUAGCAGCAGCACUUCCCCCAAGUCGCUGGAGCUUAACGCACAGUCUGAGCGUUUUCUCCAUCACCACAAGGCAUCAUGCAGCAGUCCGUGCAACCGCAGAGCUGCACCAGUGGCCGCACGCUCGACCAUACCCGCAGGCAGGAGGCCCUCUUCCCCGCCUCCUGGCUAGUGCUGGGGCUGCACAAACCCUGAAUCUCUUCCAGCUGCUGACUGCAGCAUCCACCCCAGCGUCAGCCACAAAGGGUGGGCCUUUAGAACUCGCACAUUCUGCAUCCGAUGCUGCUUCUGUCGGGAUUCUACAGCUGGGGACGCUGUGCUUGGAGGACAGAAAUGCCAAGGGCCCCUCCGCAAAUGCGCGCUUCACCAUGGUUUGCGGCUACGUGUCUAUGCUACAGCAGCAAUCGCAGUCGAACUGCGACGCCUACGUUCUUGUGGGGGUCUCGACUGCCAGGCUGCUUCUGGUGCGCUUCCGCCUGUCCGUCGCAAAUGACCCUCCAGCCGUGGCCGCACCUGCAUUACCAGCUAGGACCGAGUCUGUUAAUCAGAAACAUGGAGCUUCGCGGAGCAGAGCAGUGCGCGCACUGGGGGGCCCCCAGGUUGUCUGCUCCUUAAGCCUGAAUGCCGUUCCCCUGUGUUGUCAGCUGGUUCGCCUGCCUUCUCACGCUGAAGCAACACAAAUUCGGCCUCCCGCGGCGGCCCCAGAUGCGGAAGCCAGCUGCAGCAACAGAGGCUUCGUUGUCUUCGGACAGACGGAUGGGUGUGUUGCUUGUGCAUUUUUAGAACAAAGAGACACACCCCCUUUGCUGCUGCCCGUAGCGGCUUUCCCAGCGCACCAGAGAGCCGUUACUGCCGUUUGUGUAGAGGUGCUAGAGCAGCACCCCGCAGCAGUAGCAUCAAGCCCUGCAAAUUCGGCAACUGAGUCAUGCCGUCUCCUCAUUUGCACUAGUGGAGAUGAUGACGCGAUUUCCCUUGCUAUCGUUUCCCUUGUCUGCUAUCCAGCAGGGGCAGCAGCGGGGACAGCAGCAGGAGCUCGAGAAGGCGAAGGAACCAGUUGCUGCAGGUGGCGUUUACGCCUGCUGAGUCGUGUGAUGCACCCAAAUGUUCAUGGGUCUUCAGUUCGCUGCCUCGCGUUGUGCUUCCCGUUUCUUUUUAGCGCCGGGUGGGACAGAUGGCUGCAGGCUUGGAUACUGCAUAGAGGCACCGGCACUUGCUUCGACAAUAACCGCGCUAGCAGCGGCAGCCAUGGAAGCAGCGGAAUGCGGACGUGUGUGCUGUGUGAGGAAGGAAGCGUAGGAGGAGCAGCACCAAGUUGCUGCUGCAGACCAACAAUUGGGUGCUUUGCUUCCUUAGUUGCUGGUGCUCCUCGUUCGGCUGCACAGCAGAAUGCGUGCCUUCUCGAUAGGCAACUGGAGGCGCUUUGGAAGACACGAGGGUCUCCCGUACACCAAGGGCAGCGGCAAGAGCAGCAGGAAACUGAAGUUUUCAUGCUACAGCGCAUUGCAUCCGUUCAGACGGGGGUUGCUGAGGUAGCUGCCCUGGCUGCUUGCCCCCUUGCAGAAAAAGACACUCCUAGGGGCCUGCAACGGGGCUUUAAUAAUGCAACCAUCCGUCUGGGCUGUGCCGGUGCUAGUGGGGGUCUCGAGGUGUUUGAAUUUCACUACAAUCGUACACAGCAAUGA
Molecule: messenger RNA, 5571 nt
Organism: Cyclospora cayetanensis
Lineage: Eukaryota; Apicomplexa; Conoidasida; Eucoccidiorida; Eimeriidae
Exons: 7
Coding region: 1-5571 (1856 amino acids)
Biological process (GO): tRNA methylation
Cellular component (GO): cytoplasm
Molecular function (GO): protein binding
Source: RefSeq, a predicted model, not a curated record